Messenger RNA from Debaryomyces hansenii CBS767, 1014 nucleotides. RefSeq names its product cell proliferation protein. Gene Ontology annotation, cellular component: cytoplasm. Bases 1 to 1014 code for a protein of 337 amino acids. The record is from RefSeq and is a predicted model, not a curated record. Lineage: Eukaryota; Fungi; Ascomycota; Pichiomycetes; Serinales; Debaryomycetaceae. The transcript has a single exon.
AUGACCGGUCAAGACUAUUCUGUGUUCGAGGAUCUAAAGGUCAGCAAGGAGCAAGUUAUUGCGUGUUCGUAUUCAAACUGGUACCGGAAAUUCAGGCCAUAUGUGGCCAAAUCGAUCGUGAUAAAGCCAUUGCCAGAUGAGUUCAUCGAGUAUUUGUCAUCAGAAAGUAUACGGUUACCGCAGGAAAACAAAGACGAAGUGGUUGCAGAUAGCGAUAACGAGUACAGUGACUGGUCGGACGACGAAGAAGAUGCGCAGACCAACCCUACGGAGAGGUUUUCCGGGUUGCACGAAGAGAUCAAGAAUGGCAUACGCCAUUUGGGUAGUAAAGUGAGUCCCAAGUUGAAUUGGUCGGCACCCAAGGAUGCCAAAUGGAUCAUGGCCAACAAUACGACCAAGUGUGAGGAUGUGUCGGACGUGUAUUUACUCUUGAAUGCGUCGGACCACAUAGCACACGACAUCGACGAUGCAUUCAACGAGUGUGGGGAGCCAGACUGCCACACACGUAUUCCCUACGAGUUGGUGUUGCGCCAGUGGGUGGACAUGAAUCCGGCGUUGGAGUUCAGGGUUUUCAUCAAGAACCGCAUCGUAGUGGGGGUGUCCCAACGAGAUUUGAACUACUACGACUACUUGGACAAGUUGGUGCCGACAUUCAGACAGAAGAUAGACGAAAUGUUCACUGAAGUGAUCAAACCAAGUCUCGACCACGACAACGUGAUUGUCGACUUGUACAUUCCCCGUCCGUUCGACAAGGUGUGGAUCGUGGACUUCAACCCGUUUUCUAGGAAAACAGACUCGUUGCUCUUCACUUGGCACGAAUUGCUCCAGAUCAACCCCAAAGAAGUAUACCAAUAUGAACUCAGACUUAUAUCCGAGACCAAUCUUGGCCGUUUUUCCAAGAAGGAACACAGUGAGAACCAAGUACCCAUCGAUGUAAUCGAUGCUUCUGUUAACACCGACACCAUGAUAGAGUUGGCCAAGAAAUGGCAAGAUCUACAAGAGAAGGGUAAAUAG